Cuscuta epithymum is the source of this 328-nucleotide messenger RNA. Lineage: Eukaryota; Viridiplantae; Streptophyta; Magnoliopsida; Solanales; Convolvulaceae. The record is from the annotation of a GenBank genome assembly.
AGUACUACAAGCGCCACCACUGGAAUCUCUUCCUCUGUUGCUGCAUGUUCAUCUUCUUUGGUGGUCUCCACAACCACUAGUGCGGCACCCUACAUCGCGCUGACAUCCAUGUCACAAUUCUCCAGUUUGGACGUGUCUUCUCAAAUGGUUCACAGAUCUAGUAUUGUAGCAAAGUUCAUCCUCUGGGAUCAAAGUUGUGAGAUGUCUCCAUUCCUUCCAAGAAGCACGCUACAAAUUAAGCUGCAUUCCAUGCACCAUGCUCCGAUCCAUCUACAGCCAGUACUACUCAAACUUCUCUUCCGGCCAACAACUUGCAUUGCUGAACUCA